GGGCACAUGCUCCAGCAGAUCACGGAGAGGCUGCAGAACAUCAUGCUCAGAAUGAGGGUUUUACUUGUUGUCGCUGCUCUUGUGGUUGUGGCUGGUGCUGCCAGUGUCUCUCUGGAGGAUCUGGAAUUCCACGCCUGGAAACUGAAGUUUGGUAAAAGCUACAGUUCAUUGGAUGAAGAGUCCUGGCGUAAAAUGAUUUGGCUGGACAAUCUUAAACUGGUUCUGGAGCACAACAUGCUGGCUGACCAGGGCAUCAAAAGCUACAGACUCGGCAUGAACCACUUUGCAGACAUGGACUAUCAGGAGUACCAGCAGAUGUCAAAGGGCUGCCUGGGGUCAUUCAACUGGACUGAUACCCACAGCGCCACUACAUUCCUAAAGCUGGUAGAGGGCACUGCUCUGCCCAGCUUUGUGGAUUGGAGGAUUGAGGGCUACGUGACUGAGGUUAAGGACCAAAGUCAUUGUCGCUCCUGCUGGGCCUUCAGUGCGGCAGGGGCCCUAGAGGGUCAGAUGUUCAAGAAGACAAAGAAGCUGGUAGAAUUGAGUGCACAACAACUGGUGGACUGCUCCCGGGGUUAUGAAAACUUUGGCUGUCAAGGUGGUUGGCCUCUUAAUGCCUUCAGGUACAUCAAGUCCAGUGGAGGCUUGGAGACAGCAUACACUUAUCCAUACCAGGCCAAGGAAGGGGAAUGCAAGUUUAACCACCAGAAUUCUUGGGCUUCAUGCUCUGGCUAUAAAAUGGUGAAACCCACAGAAGACGCUCUGCAGUAUGCUGUGGCAACAAUCGGGCCCAUUUCUGUAAUCGUAGAUGCCGACCAUCGCAGCUACCAGCACUAUAAGUCAGGUGUGUAUGAUGAGCCAGCCUGCAGGACUAACUACCCUUAUCAUGCUGUCCUGGUUGUUGGUUAUGGCACUGAUGAUGGACAGGACUACUGGCUGGUCAAGAACAGCUGGGGUGUCGGCUGGGGUGAUGAAGGCUACAUCAAGAUGUCGAGGAACAAGAAUAACCAGUGUGGUAUUGCCACAACAGCCGCCUACCCAGAGGUUUAAAGGUUGAAGAGGAGGAGUCUGAUCAGAAUGAUCAACUGAUGCAAAACAUUUUUUCUACCAUUAUUCCUGAAUUACACAUGCAGUGUGAAUUGUUACUAUUUCUGACUGCUUGAAAAUUAAAAAAUAAAACUCAGCAUUUAAAUCUAUAACAGUUCUUUUCAUAACAGUUCAACACCUCAUACCAGCACACACACACACACACACACACACAUUAAGAUCCAGCAGUAUAUUACAGUCUGAAGAUUUCCUAUAUUGAAAGGCUCAUUAUUUGAAGCCGUAUUGAAGCCGAUGCUACUGUGAGCUACAGGAGAAGAGCAUUGAAGAUAAUAACCUGCUACACCAUUGAUAAGGAAAUGUCCACAAUCUUCAGAAAAGAAGCUCCAGGGUUUCUUCAUUACAAAAAUAAUAAAGAAAAAAAUCAUGUAUCUCCA
This is a messenger RNA of Pygocentrus nattereri (red-bellied piranha), 1481 nucleotides long. RefSeq names its product procathepsin L-like. The record is from RefSeq and is a predicted model, not a curated record. Gene Ontology annotation, biological process: immune response. Gene Ontology annotation, molecular function: cysteine-type endopeptidase activity. Lineage: Eukaryota; Metazoa; Chordata; Actinopteri; Characiformes; Serrasalmidae. The coding region runs from base 7 to 1050 and encodes 347 amino acids. The transcript is spliced from 9 exons. Gene Ontology annotation, cellular component: lysosome.